UAUUUAUUUAUCUAUAUAAUUUAUUCAUACUAAGCCAAAUGAGUAAAUGAUGUAAUUUCAUUGAAAAGCCCAUGUUUCUACUUGGCGUAAAGAUGGAUUUAUAAAUUAGCUCUUCUUCUUUUUUUGCUAUAAUCAUUAAUUAAGACGCUUUAUUUUAUUUUCUCUAAUCAUUUUCCCUCUAUUCUUUCAAUUUUAAUGUGGAGGGAAUUGUACCACAGGAAGAAAUCUUUAAAAGGCAAACGGGUUCAGAAAAAUAAGGAGGGCUACCGGAAAAUACUCUCUAAUAUUUCUGAACUUUCUGCAGAGGAAAAAGGAGAGUCAAGUAUGCAAGGUCAUAGUGGUGCAAGUAGCAGUUCAUUUUCCUUAAGCAGCAGAAGGAAUAAAUAUAGCAUUCAAAGCCCUCCUCCUUCACCAACUCCAGCUUUCAAAUUUAGAAACAAAAUGAACCAAACUGCUAAAACUGAGGCACAUCCUAAUGCUCUCAAAAACAUCAAGAAUUAUCCCAUUUUGUUAGCUUCCAUUACUGAGGCUGCUAAGCAUUAUGAAGACAACAGAUUAAGCCUCAAUCGUAGGGCUAUCUCCACCAUUGAUUUCAGAAAUCAUCAUGAUCUUGAUGAUAACAUCUCUAAGCUAUUCAGCUUAGACCAUAAUUAAUUAAAAAAAGUUGUUUUAUUAAGUACUGUUUAAUCGUGUAUUUGGUUUAGACGUGUUAUAAUUGUCUAUGUUCAGUUUGGUGCACGAAUC
This is a messenger RNA of Nicotiana tabacum (common tobacco), 744 nucleotides long. The record is from RefSeq and is a predicted model, not a curated record. Lineage: Eukaryota; Viridiplantae; Streptophyta; Magnoliopsida; Solanales; Solanaceae.